Ceratina calcarata is the source of this 3088-nucleotide messenger RNA. RefSeq lists its product as uncharacterized. Gene Ontology annotation, molecular function: DNA binding. The transcript is spliced from 2 exons. The coding region runs from base 143 to 880 and encodes 245 amino acids. Lineage: Eukaryota; Metazoa; Arthropoda; Insecta; Hymenoptera; Apidae. The record is from RefSeq and is a predicted model, not a curated record.
AGAAGCAACAGUCCAAACAGUAGCUCGUCGACCUCGCCGUGUAGCAGACGGAUCAACAGACUGGCACUUUGAAAUUUGCUAACAACUCUCAGUGCAUUUCAUAAUCCUAUACUUGAUCAUUUAUCCAUUUAUAUUUUUAAUCAUGGAUACAUACACCGAUACCGAGGAACUGGAAGACAAUCUAAUACAAUUACGAACAAUUGAAACGCAAAACAAAUUAAUUGAUCAGGUGGAAAGGCGAACAGCUAUUUGGGAUCCACGAAAAAAGAACCAUGUAAAUAGGAUGGUUCUGGAUAUAUAUUGGAAGGACAUCGGAGAAGCCAUUGGAAAAACAGGCAAAGAAGCCAGAAGAAUGUGGAGAAGCUUACGACAAGAGUUCAAAAAGCAAUUGGACAGGGAAAAGGUUAGUAGAGGGGAUGGUACCAGCUCUGACUCGUUUGAAUCCACCUGGCCGUUUUUCAAGAGGUUACAAUUCUUAAAAGACCAAGGGAAAAGUCAGAAAAUUGAAUCUGUACCACCAGUAGUUUGUAUUUCCGAUGAUUCCGAAAUAGAUGAACCAUUUCUACAAAACGAAACGGCCACGGAUAUCGCUAUAACGAGACCUGCUAAGAAAUUGAAAAUGGAGGAAGAUAAAUCUGAAAGUGAAGAAGGGAAACUAGUACUUAGGUACAAUGUAGAGGACGAUGAUAUGUGCUUUUUCAUCUCAUUGUUACCACACGUGAAAACUCUCCCUCUUAACAAACAAUUUGAAUUUAGAGUGGAAACGCAAAAAUUAUUGUAUGAGUUGACGUUCAACAAAAAUAUAUAUGAGAUACCGCGAGAGGAGUCAGAGGAACCAACAGCGACACAUCGUGUUGACACUAACACUAAUCUAUAUUAAAAUCACUAUCAUUGUCAUUGCAAAUCAGGGUAGCUCAAGGAGUGAAGGGAAGACAUAUAUAUAACAUUAUUGAGUACAAAUAUGUUCCCGCCGUUUUUCAUCUUAAAUUGAGCAUUUAUUGCGAAAGAACGUACCUUAUGCUUUAUUCAAAGUAUUAUCCAUCGCUGGUCACUGCUUUUUCCCAUCUUUCUGGCAGCAUCCGGAUACCGCGUCAGAAGAACGCUUCAUUUUUUUACACUAGCCAUGAAUCGACCCAAUUUUUGGUAUUUUCAUAUGAUGUGAAGUGCUGCUCAGACAAACCAUACGUCAUCGAUCGAAACAAGUAGUAUUCAGAAGGAGCAAUAUUUGGUGAAUAUGGCGAGUAGGGUAAAACUUCCCAAUUAAGUGUUUCCAAGUAGGUUUUGUCCGGCGCAACAUGAGGACGAGUAUUAUCAUGCAGAAGAAUGAUUUUGUCGCAUCUGGAGUAAUAAUGGGCGCGUUUUUCCUUGAGUGCUCGGCUCAAUAUCAUCAACUGAGUUCGGUAGAGAGCUCCAGUAAUGAUUUCAUUCGUUUUCAUUCAAUAAUGCUUCCAAUUUCGCAUCUUCGUACACUUUCGGUCUUCCACUACGUUCUUUGUCUUCGACAUCAAAUUCACCGUUCUUAAACUUUUGAAACCACUCACGACAACUUCUCUCACUUAAUGCAGCCUUACCACAUGCUUCUACAAGCAAUCGAUGCACCUCAGCUGCAGAUUUCUUCAAAUUAAAGAAGUAAAUCAGAACUUCCCGCAAAUUACAUUUAUUUGACUCAAAACUCGAUAUCUUCGCACGAAAAAAAUACACAGUCGCUAAUAUUUCGAUGUUAUGUUGUUGACAAAUGUGUAACUUUACGAUAUGACAUCUUACAUCUGACACUACCUACCAUAACUUACUGGUUGCGUUAUCUGAUUUCAAACGGCGGAGACUUAUUUGUGCACCCAAAAAUAUCUGUGUUACUAUUAUCGAAUAUCGCUGUGGGUUUUGGAGCAACGUAAAGACAACCGUGCAUGCAUGCAAAACAACUAUACCUGAGUUCCCGAGAGUCUAGGAGCGUUUCGCGCAGCUUGGAAGGUUGUGGGGGUCGCAGCGAGCCUCCUCCAUACGGUUCAGUAUACACGGUAAAGCAUUGAGAUGCGCACAACGAUCAAAAACUGAACUGUGCCCGAUCCUAGACUCUCGGAAACUUAGAUAUAGGAAGUUGGACGCACAGUGCGGUGUUAAACGGAAUCUAUUUGAAGGGACCAUCGUCACAACGCCCAUGAUUUGCUACAUUCCUACGACAUUAAUCAAUGAACAGGGUCAAUUAGAACAACGAACAUCAAAAUGGGUCGAUUGACAAUAAAUGUUAUCAAUAGACUGCGGAUUUUCAUGGAAUUAGAGAAAAUCUUCGUGAAAGAAAAUGCACCUAUUUUAUACAAUUACCGAAAAUAUAUAAAACGAUUGAUGUAUAUUUCGUAUCAUGAAAUUAUAAGAAUGUAAAAUCUGUAUAAAUGGAUUACAUUUGUCAAAAUGUGAUUUUGCAUAGAAAUUCGCAGUCUAAUUAUUAAUAUCAAUGUUAUCGAUGUCUAAUAUUUAGCAAUCGUCGUACAUCGUUAGAUUUCGAUUGAUUGCUUAUGAUAUUUUCAUUACUAAUUAAUUUUUGCAUUUAAUGUAUACAAGAAACGCGUUUCACAUCUCGAUGUAAAUAACUUAUUUAAAAAAUUGAUUCAUGUAAAUUUCAAUGUGAAUUCUUUUAGUAUUAUUACAAGAUUUUAUUUAAUUUUUAAUGGUGGAUUGUUAGUCCUAAACCUGUUCCUCUGUUCCUUUAUAAUGAAACUUGUCGGCUGCAAGUAGACAUUUUCUGUUGACAUAUCAGUUAGUUACGCAUUACCUUCUAAUGUGAGUACAUCGGAUCGCGAAAAUGAACGAUUUUCAAGAUGCUUUUGAUAUAUUGAUGGUGCUAGGGGAGUGCCGUGAAUACUAUAGAAACGCCCAAUAUUUGUACGCGGCUCGUUUGCACACAUGGCUUUCAAGCGAUUAGCUGACCUUUUCUGUCGUUUCGGUACAGUGAAACAAACACGCGUCAAACGUCAAUCGACUAUUAUUGAAAAUAAUACCCCAUUUGAAGGUUCCAUUUGAAAAAGUGGAGUUAACCUUAGCGUAGCUUCAGCGCCUCCACCAGAAAAAAAUAAGAUGCGCCAGUAUGGCAGCC